Messenger RNA from Penicillium malachiteum, 1029 nucleotides. RefSeq names its product NMT1/THI5 family protein. The transcript has 3 exons. The record is from RefSeq and is a predicted model, not a curated record. Gene Ontology annotation, biological process: thiamine biosynthetic process. Lineage: Eukaryota; Fungi; Ascomycota; Eurotiomycetes; Eurotiales; Aspergillaceae. The coding region runs from base 1 to 1029 and encodes 342 amino acids.
AUGGCCACUGACAAGAUCACUUUCCUGACCAACUGGCACGCCACCCCGUACCACGCCCCCAUCUACCUCGCCCAGGCCCGCGGCUACUUCAAGGAUGAAGGCCUCAAGGUUGCCCUCCUGGAACCCAACGACCCAUCCGAUGUGACCGAGAUCAUCGGCAGUGGCAAGGUUGACAUGGGUUUCAAAGCUAUGAUCCACACUCUGGCCGCCAAGGCUCGCAACUUCCCAGUUACCUCCAUCGGCUCCCUCCUCGACGAGCCCUUUACCGGAGUCGUGUACCUAAAGUCCAGCGGUAUUACCGAAGACUUCCGCUCGUUGAAGGGUAAACGCAUCGGCUACGUCGGCGAAUUCGGCAAGAUCCAAAUCGACGAGUUAACCAAAUACUACGGUAUGACCACAUCGGACUAUACAGCCGUUCGAUGUGGAAUGAACGUAUCCAAGGCCAUCAUCCGCGGCGAUAUCGACGCUGGAAUCGGUCUUGAGAAUGUUCAAAUGGUCGAGUUGGCAGAAUGGUUAGCUGAACAGGGUCGUCCUCGUUCAGAUGUGCAGAUGCUUCGCAUUGACCAGCUCGCUGAACUUGGCUGCUGCUGUUUCUGUUCUAUUCUCUACAUCGCAAAUGAUAAGUUCAUUGCGGAGAAUCCGGAGAAGGUUGCGAAGUUUAUGCGUGCUGUUAAGCGUGCUACGGAUGAUGUUCUCGCUGAUCCUGCUAAGAUAUAUGAGGAGUAUAUUGAUGUGAAACCGGUUAUGGGAACUCCUGUUAACCGGAAGAUCUUUGAGCGGUCCUAUGGUUAUUUCAGUCGUGAUUUGAAGAAUGUUCAGCGUGAUUGGGAGAAGGUUACUCGUUACGGAAAGCGUCUUGGUAUCCUGGAUGAGGAGUUCCAGUCGAACUAUACCAAUCAGUUCCUUUCUUGGACUCUGGAUGCUGAUUCGGUUGAUCCUACUGGUGAUCAGAAGCGUAUGGUUGUGCUUCAGGAGGAGAUUGCUGCUAAGGGUGGAUUUAAGCGUUUGGAAGUUAGUGCUUCUGCUUAA